Molecule: messenger RNA, 1039 nt
Organism: Pocillopora damicornis (cauliflower coral)
Lineage: Eukaryota; Metazoa; Cnidaria; Anthozoa; Scleractinia; Pocilloporidae
Product: eukaryotic translation initiation factor 6
Biological process (GO): cytosolic ribosome assembly
Molecular function (GO): ribosome binding
Source: RefSeq, a predicted model, not a curated record
CCUAUUGCACUUUCUUGUGCAAUACAUGCGGUUUCGUGUUCUUUACUUCCUUUGACCCUCAAUAGUUUGCCCUAAUUCUCAAUCAGUUUUGUCAUUUUCGUGACUCGGAACCUAACUACAGAAAACAGGCAUUUCAAACAUGGCGGUGAGAGCGAAAUUUGAAAACAGCAAUGAAGUUGGGGUUUUCGCGAAGUUGACGAACGCGUAUUGCCUCGUGGGAAUCGGUGCUUCAGAGAACUUCUACAGUGUUUUUGAAGGUGAACUCUCAGAUGUAAUUCCUGUAAUUCGAACAUCAGUUGCAGGCGUUAGAAUUGUUGGGAGACUGUGUGUUGGUAACAGAAAUGGUCUUCUUGUACCAAAUACAACAACAGAUCAGGAACUUCAGCAUAUUCGAAAUGCCUUGCCUGAUUCAGUGAAGAUAACAAGAGUGGAGGAGAGACUUUCGGCGUUAGGAAAUGUAAUUGUCUGUAAUGACUAUGUUGCCCUUGUGCACCCUGAUUUAGACAGGGAAACUGAGGAAAUUUUAGCAGAUACCCUGAAGGUGGAGGUCUUUCGUCAGACUGUGGCAGGGAAUGUUUUAGUUGGGAGCUAUUGUGCUCUUAGUAAUAAUGGUGGCCUAGUCCAUCCAAGAACAGCUGUUGAAGAUCAAGAUGAGUUGUCAUCACUAUUACAAGUUCCUCUGGUGGCUGGGACAGUCAACAGAGGAAGUGAUGUCGUUGGAGCAGGAAUGGUUGUAAAUGACUGGGUUUCAUUUUGUGGACUGGACACUACAAGUACUGAACUGUCUGUGAUAGAAAGUGUAUUCAAGUUAGGAGAUGCUCAACCAUCAGCUAUUACCAGCAGUAUGAGAGCAUCACUGUUUGAGAGCAUGACAUAAACUGCAGGAAAAUUGAAGCAUAUUGAAGCACAUCAUAUUUGUACAACAACUUCCUCUCCAUGGAUAUGUUUAGUACAAGCUCCUAUUUAAUGACGCUAAUAAGUUUCCCGCCUCUUGAACAUCAGCUUCAAGGAGGUGGUUCCUGAAGAGAUGUCGUGGUUG